GAACACAUUGAACAACUCAUGAAUAAAUCAUACCCACUGAACACAUUGGACAUCGAAGCGGCACCUACAAACGUUCUGUGUUAUCCACUCACGAGCAUCUUUAACAGAUUCUUCUCAACUAAUCUCAUACAGAAAAGUUGGAGAAAGAUAAAGAAAGUGUUUGGCAAUAAGAACGUAAAUUUUAGACCCAUAGCAUUAACUUCAUAUUUUCUUAAAACAAUGGAAAAAUUAUUGAUACUUCCGCUUCAACCUGCACUAAACUAGCAAAUUGAUCCAUAUCAGUUUGUUUAAAAACGUAAAAGAAGCUUCUUAGGUGCUGCUGUUGUUUUGUAUCAUGAUAUAGUGUGCAGCAUGGAAAUGGGUAAGAAGUAUGUUCCAUGGGUUUAUCUAAACCAUACGUCUGCCAAUGACUCGAUUUCAGGAAAACUUCUGCAAAAAAAGUUGAUCAGUGUUAAAAAUGACAACUAGAUAACCAACUGGUUAUGCUCCUACCCCUCUGGAAGGAAACAGAACACUGUGUUUGUAGGAAAGUGUUCGACGUCUCUAAUAUCUCAUGCAGGUGUGCCACAAAGAGCUGUUCUUUCACUCGUCAUCUUUUCUCCUCUAUUAUUCAUGAUCUGCCAUCCACCACAGAAAACACUUGUUAAAUAUGCGUACGAUCUCACUGUGUGUUCCGAUUUCGAUCAUUUCAAACACCCUUGAAAUGAAUGAGAUCUUGUGUCACAUUGAACGAUGGUCUGUUGUUAAUGGUCGCGCACCUGAUCGGACUAAAUGUCAAACUGUUAACUCAAACCAGAAAAAUGAACAGCACCUAAACAUCCUGUUAGAAUCCCGUAGAGGUUAUAACAUUGGUGAAUCUUUAUUAAAGGUCAUUUAUCUUGGUCAUUGGAACACAUUUUCUUGGUGUAUUGAUAAUGUUACAAAUGACAUUUGAAUGGCUCGCUUCAGCUACUGGUAUGCUAUAUGCAUUUUGUCCAAGUAUUAAAACUAAUGAGCUAUGGCUACGACUCAUUGUAUGUCAUAUGUGGAGUAGUACAUUUAUGUACAAUCUAUUCAUUAUGUUCAGCAAAUAUAACGUUAUGUCAAUGUUGAUAGAACGAUGUUUCCAACUAUUUUAUCCUAAUAAAAACAUACUCGACUAUCCGCGAACUGUCAUUGCAUCCUAUUGUUUCGCCAUGAUAUAUAUCACAGCAAUUAAUUUGAGAUUUACUGUCCUAGUCCAAAUAGAUACAAAUGGUAGAUGUGUAACUGUAGGACAAAAUCCUGCAGAUGAAUUCCAUCGUCAACAACUAUUAAUUUUCGGUUAUUUAUGUCUAGUAUUACUGUUGAUUUUACCGGCUAUUGUCAUAACAACUUGUUAUAUUCUAAUAUUAAUUCAUUACAUAAAAAUAAAACGUGCGAAUAAAAACUUCAGAGGUUUUAAUCCAUCAAAUCAACAGCAUAUUCUAACGUUACUCAUAAUUAUUUGGUCUUUCGAAUCAACGACAGCAAAUAUUUUAGAUAUGGUUAUUUUUUAUUAUUUUCAAAAUUAUGGUUACGUUGAAAAAUCACGUAUACUAUUCAGUGCAACUGAAUUAGUACGUAUAAUCUAUUUUGUUAGCCGAACACUUAGCUUAUUUAUUUUUAUUCAAGCAAUUCGUACCAAAUUCAUUGAACAUUUCACAUUUAUUACUGGUUCCUGUUUGAAAAUAUUUAAACGUCGUUGAAUGGGACAUCUUUUCAAAGUGAUAUGAACUUACUUAUUUUUCCAUAAAUGUUAAUCUAAUAAGUCUUAAUAUCUAACUAUUUCUUUAGAAGUAAAUCUUUAUGAACGUGAUCUGCUG
Molecule: messenger RNA, 1823 nt
Organism: Schistosoma haematobium
Lineage: Eukaryota; Metazoa; Platyhelminthes; Trematoda; Strigeidida; Schistosomatidae
Exons: 2
Coding region: 915-1706 (263 amino acids)
Source: RefSeq, a predicted model, not a curated record